Molecule: messenger RNA, 876 nt
Organism: Ruditapes philippinarum (Manila clam)
Lineage: Eukaryota; Metazoa; Mollusca; Bivalvia; Venerida; Veneridae
Product: scavenger receptor cysteine-rich type 1 protein M130-like
Exons: 6
Coding region: 298-876 (192 amino acids)
Cellular component (GO): membrane
Source: RefSeq, a predicted model, not a curated record
CAUUAAUUUUGAUAUUGUAUUGUUUCAGGUAUGAUUUGUUGAAUUUUCAUUGGCGAACAGGCAAGUGGCUUCUUCAACCGCGCGAUUAUAAUAACGUUGAAACUUGUGAUUCAAAGUAUUUAAAUUGAAGAAAACGAGGCAAUCCAUUGUACUAAUUUAUUUUGGACAAGAUUGUUAUAUUCGUUUCCAUUAAAACAGUGGACAUGAAAGAAUAGUAAAGAUGAACCUUUUGCAAGAUGUCAAUACCACUUGAUUGAAAACACCAUAAAUGGAUUAAAGAAGACGCUUUACCUUAAAAUGUGCAAGAUAACGUUUUUGCUGUUGUUUCUGCUGACGUCAGUCCAUACAACAACAGGUGCCGAUUACUUGGACAUUACUGGAGUAAGACUUGUAGAUGGCAAUGGUACAUUUAGCGGACGUGUUGAGAUCAAGGUUGACGGUGUUUGGGGAACAAUCUGUGAUUACUGGUUUGACAUGAACGACGCCAAAGUUAUAUGCAGAACUCUGAAUCUGACAGCAACAUCAUUCUUUAAGGGAGCACAUUAUGGGCAAGGUAAAGGACCAGUAUUUGCUCAAAGGUUUCAUUGCAAUGGACAUGAAAGUCACCUUCGAGAUUGUCGCUUUGACCCCAAUGUGUUUUGCUCUAAUUAUCAAGACAUUGGAGUAAUCUGCACAGGAUGUGGAGAAAUCGACAUCAAUAAUGGAAUCAUUGAGUCAAUAUCAUCAAAUGGUUCGGUUCUUACAACCUCUUGUGUUACUGACUACCAGACAAACACACACACAAGUGUAUGCCAAUCUAAUGGAACAUGGUCAAACGACAUUACGUGUGCAACAUCUGAUGACAUUGUAUUGCCCUCAUGUCAGAUACAGUUGUAG